Messenger RNA from Symbiodinium pilosum, 624 nucleotides. NCBI's taxonomy places the organism in Eukaryota, Dinophyceae, Suessiales, Symbiodiniaceae. The record is from the annotation of a GenBank genome assembly.
AUGCAGGACGAGCAGCGCAGAAGCUUUGCCGGAGUCAAUUUCCGAGCCUUCUCAGAAGAGCAGUGCUCUCGAUGGAUGAAUCUCCUCCUGGAGGAGGCCUGCUGGAUUCAACUUCCAGGCGUGCCCCGGAAAGUGAUCUGGUACGUGUCUGAGGAUUGUGCAGAUGUCCCGUAUCGCUAUUCUGGCCUGGAGUUUCCGGCGACCGUCUAUCCGCCAUUCAUGCAGGAGAUUUGCAAGGAGCUUUGCACGCUCUGCGGCAUCCCUGAGGGCCACUACCCCAACUGCUGCAACGUGAACGUCUACGACGACGGUAGCCAAGAGGUCGGCUGGCACAGCGAUGAUGAAGUUCUGUUUCAGGGCCUAGCCGGUGACACGCGGAUUCUAUCUCUCUCGCUCGGUUCUGCGCGAGACUUUAGUUGGAGACUUCAAGGCACCUCCGAAGUGUUGGGAACAGUUGCACUGGGAGAUGGCGAUGUGGCUACAAUGGAAGGUCUCUUUCAGAGGCACUACAAGCAUGCAGUGCCUGCCACGAGCCAGCCCUGUGGAAAGCGGAUAAACCUCACCUUUCGCUGGAUCAAGGUGAAGGCCGACGGGGUCGAUGCUGGUGUGGCAGCUGUAAGGUGA